Lasiodiplodia theobromae is the source of this 1341-nucleotide messenger RNA. RefSeq names its product Integral membrane protein. The record is from RefSeq and is a predicted model, not a curated record. The transcript has a single exon. The coding region runs from base 1 to 1341 and encodes 446 amino acids. NCBI's taxonomy places the organism in Eukaryota, Fungi, Ascomycota, Dothideomycetes, Botryosphaeriales, Botryosphaeriaceae.
AUGGACAUCCACAUGAUGCAGGAGGAGGACAAAGGGGAGUUCUACGAAAUGAGUAGAACCCGUCCGCCCUAUGGCAUCUCGUUGGUCAUGAUGGGGUUCCUCUCCGUUGCCACAUUCAACGGCGUCGACAUCCUGAUCAAAGCAUACUUCACCUUCCGCCGGCGCUCAGGCCUUUACUUUUGGUCCAUCGUUCUCGCAACCUUCGGCAUCUUCCUUUACGUCAUCGGCUUCAUCAUAAAAUACUUCAUCACGCUCGACAGCACGCGCUGGAUCGGGCUGGCGCUCAUCAUCACUGGGUGGGUACCCAUGGUCAGCUGCCAGUCGCUGGCCCUAUACUCGCGCCUGCACCUCGUCAUCCGCGACGAGCGCAACAGGAAGCUCCGAUUCGUGCUGGGCAUGAUCAUCGUCGACGCCUUCUGCUUCCACAUCCCGCCGUGCAUCCUCAUCUUCCUCGCCGAGACGAACCAAUACCGCGCCGGCAUCUACAUGGACUACGAAAAGAUCCAAGUCACCGCCUUCUCGAUCCAAGAAGUCAUCAUCUCAGGCAUCUACAUCUACGAAGCCUGCACCAAAAUCCUCAAGCCCAUCCCGGAAAUCCCAACCGCCGCACCACCCCCCGGCGCCGCACCAACCACCACCCCUACCCCAAACACCGCCCUCCAAUCCCAACAAUCCUCCACCGGGACAACCACCACGACCACCACCACCUCCGCCUCAAUCGGCACCCCCUUCACCGGCGGCGUCGGCGACCGCAACACGCUGCGCAGCAUCCGGCGGCACCUGAUCUACGUCAACAUCGUCGUCGUGGCGCUGGACGCGACGCUGCUGGGCACGCAGUUCGCGAACUUCUACCGCGUGCAGACGACGUACAAGCCGUUCGUGUACUCGAUCAAGCUCAAGCUCGAGUUCGCCAUCCUCAACCGCCUGGUCGCUGCCGUGCGCGGCGGCAGCAAGUUCAGCCUGCCCGGCGAGAGCGAUGAUGUGUCGUGGGUCGCGCCGGACUGGGGUGUGGGUGAGGGGGCGGGCAGUUUUGCGGGUGGGGCGGGCGUGGUGCAGAUGAAUUCGUUUCAGUUGCCGCAGCAGUCGGCGGCGACGGCGGCGGCCGCGGGGGCGGCGGUGACGGGUAGUGGUGGCGUAGCGGGAGGAGGGGGCGGAAGGGACGAGGAGGAGGCGAUGGCUGGGUUGGGGGAGAUGAAGUCGAAGGCGGUGCAUGUUGAGAGGCUGCGAUCGAGGCAGGAGAGCGUGGCGCUGGGGAGGGAGGAUACGCUGCAGAGGGCUGCCUUGCGGGAUAGUUCUGAUCCGUCACGGUCGUCAGCAGAUGAAAUACGAACCGCUACUUGA